Molecule: messenger RNA, 546 nt
Organism: Drosophila suzukii
Lineage: Eukaryota; Metazoa; Arthropoda; Insecta; Diptera; Drosophilidae
Gene: robl37BC
Product: robl37BC
Biological process (GO): microtubule-based movement
Cellular component (GO): centrosome; cytoplasm; cytoplasmic dynein complex
Molecular function (GO): dynein intermediate chain binding
Source: RefSeq, a predicted model, not a curated record
AUGACAUCGAGCAAUGUGCAGGCCACGUUCGAUCGGCUGCUCCUCCUGCCGGGAGUGGUUGGGGCUGUCCUGGUCGACGGGGAUGGCGUGCCCGUCCGGACCAAUUUGCCCGAAAACGCUGCCCAAAUGUACGCCAACCGGAUGAGGCCGCUGGUGGCGUUGGCCCGCACCAUGGUGCAGGACAUGGAGACCGGGGACCAGUUGAGCUACGUGCGACUGCGCACCCGCCGCCAGGAGCUGAUGGUGGCCACCGAGAACGAGCACACGAUCAUCCUCAUCCAGGACAACCGGGCACUGGACGAAUCCCGGCGGAGCAGUGCUUCCUCGCGGAGGUGGUCGAGCUGAAGUGCAGCUAAAGCAGUCGAGUUCUAGUCAUGCAUGCGGGCGGCCUUAGCAAAAUGACAUAAACAAGCUGCGCCAGCGGGGGUUGGCCGGGUGAAGAGUCCUUGCACGGACGAACUCACAAAUCCCGAGCACAGAACUGAAAUUGUGAGUCGGCAUUGCUGUGCUGGAAAAAGCACGCAAAAAUAAAAUCCACAUCCAGGC